CUAGAGUCUAGAUUCUAGAAAGAGAUAAAAUGAUGGAAAUUCCACUACAUUUGAGAAACCCAGAAAGAUCGAGUUGUAGAGAGCAGAGAAGAAACGGAGAGAUUGAAACUUGAAACUCGGAAAUCCAAGAAAAGCACCUCUCCGUAUUCUGUUCCGAUUCUCAGCGACCAGCCCAAUUCAUUCAUGUCAAUAGAUAACACACAAUCGCACGCAAUAGGAUGCCAUUUUUUAUGCCUCAUACGAUUUUUCUUUUUGAUAUUAGUUUGAUGGGAGAACUGUGAACUGAGGAUCUCCUCUGACCCGGAUUCCGAUUCGUAUUCUGAUCUGCGGCUUUGGGUUCGAGCUUUUCUUUCUUCUUCCGUACCAGGGAAAUGGAUUCACUACCCAACGGCGAUUCAGCCGCUGCAGCAGCGGCCACGGCCGCUUCGAUUACGCCGCAAUCGAGGCUGACCCAUCUGGCGGAUUCGUUGAAGCUGGAGAAUCAAUUUCUGAGGGUGCCCUUUGAGCAUUUCAAGAAAUCUUUGAGAACCAACCACCGGAUCGCCGAGAAGGAGAUUUAUGCCGUUAUCGGCAACGUUAUCGAUGCCACCAACAGUGAAGACAUGUCCAGAAAAGAUGCUGAUGAUCGCCUCAACUCUCUUGUUUCCAAACUACAAGGCCUCAAAAGGAAGUUGGAAGAGGGUAGUCGGACCGAGAACUUGCAAUUGCAGAGGUGUCGGGCUCGGCUGAACCACUUAGAGGCAGCACAGACGGAGAACGUAUAUGAGUGGAACAACACACGCGAAAAGCGCUUUCUUGUGGACUACAUGUUGCGUAUGUCUUACUAUGACACAGCAGCCAUGCUUGCAGAAAGCAGUCAUUUACAGGAUCUUGUUGACAUUGACGUCUUUCAAGAAGCCAAAAAAGUUAUUGAUGCUCUUCAGAAUAAGGAGGUAGCUCCUGCCCUAGCUUGGUGUGCAGAGAACAAGUCCAAGUUGAAGAAGUCCAAGAGCAAGUUCGAAUUUCAAUUGAGACUGCAAGAGUUCAUAGAGCUGGUUCGAUCUGAUAACAACUUGCAAGCUAUUACAUAUGCUCAGAAAUACCUUGCACCAUGGGGAGCCACCCAUAUGAAAGAACUGCAGCGUGUGAUGGCAACUUUGGCAUUUAAAAGUAAUACUGAAUGUGCAGCAUACAAGGUUUUAUUUGAACCAAAGCAAUGGGACGAUAUAGUGGAGCAGUUCAAACAGGAGUUCUGCAGGUUAUAUGGCAUGACCGUUGAACCUUUGUUAAACAUCUAUCUGCAGGCAGGCUUGUCUGCCCUUAAGACUCCAUUCUGUUACGAAGAAGACUGCACCAAAGAAGACCCACUCUCGCAGGAAAGCUUCCAGAAACUAGCCAAACCAUUACCAUUCUCCAAGCAACAUCAUUCAAAACUUGUUUGCUACAUCACAAAGGAGCUGAUGGAUACGGAGAACCCACCACUAGUCUUGCCAAAUGGCUAUGUUUAUAGCACUAAGGCCCUUGAAGAAAUGGCCAGGAAGAACAAAGGUAAAGUCACAUGCCCUAGGACAGGCUUGAUCUGCAACUAUUCUGAGCUUGUCAAGGCUUUCAUUUCAUAGCCACGGAUGUUCAGAACUGAACCAGGUGGACAAUGGCACUCCCAAUUCCCAACAGAUGAGAGCUAAAGUUGGUUGCAUCGACAAAGUAGCUGGCCUCUCAGGAAGCAAGCAUUCUUCUGUCCUCUUCAUGACUAAGUUUGUUGAUUGUUACCAAUCCAUGUAUAUUUUCAAACACAAACUUCACUAUUCUCUUUUCGCCUUUUUACUUUUUGGAAGUGUUAUAUAAUCUGUUGACAAAUUCUCAUAGAAAAUUAAGCAUUAUUACCAGACA
Molecule: messenger RNA, 1869 nt
Organism: Macadamia integrifolia
Lineage: Eukaryota; Viridiplantae; Streptophyta; Magnoliopsida; Proteales; Proteaceae
Product: protein MAEA homolog
Exons: 7
Coding region: 372-1598 (408 amino acids)
Biological process (GO): proteasome-mediated ubiquitin-dependent protein catabolic process
Cellular component (GO): cytoplasm; nucleus; GID complex
Molecular function (GO): ubiquitin protein ligase activity; protein binding
Source: RefSeq, a predicted model, not a curated record